Messenger RNA from Morone saxatilis (striped sea-bass), 4490 nucleotides. It is a transcript of the gene phf12b, whose product is annotated as PHD finger protein 12b. The transcript has 15 exons. Lineage: Eukaryota; Metazoa; Chordata; Actinopteri; Moronidae. Bases 646 to 3774 code for a protein of 1042 amino acids. Gene Ontology annotation, molecular function: transcription corepressor activity; protein binding. Gene Ontology annotation, cellular component: nucleus; Sin3-type complex. The record is from RefSeq and is a predicted model, not a curated record. Gene Ontology annotation, biological process: negative regulation of transcription by RNA polymerase II.
CGCGGUUGCGCCAACUGGUAGAGGAUGUUGCUAGCAGCCAGUGUAGAUGCACAGCCUUUUUCACAACAAUAACAUCAACCAAAUUUGCAUCUACAUAUACCCGAUUUGAGGAUUAUACAUUCCGAACGCAAACGGAAACGUGCAUUGGACCGCGACACGCCGAAUUUCCUUCAGUAUUUUUUAGCUCCAUCUUCUGUUGACAAUGGGAGCGGAGGGGUUUGCAGAUUUACAGGGCUCCUUUUUGCAGGAGCAGAAACAAGAAUCAUGGCUGGCCAGCUAGGCCGCAGAUGGAUUUUGUAACUAGCAGCAGCAGCCUAUCGGUAUAAAAUAGUGCGUGUAUUCUUGGUGCCAGCUUAUAAGAAGCGGUGCUAAGGCGUCAGUGUUGCAACUACACGAUUAUCGUUGACUUGUUGUCUUUUUCGGGCCCAAAACACAAGCUAGUAAGUCCGCUAGCUCCACAACCUUGACUGGUUGACGUCUUAGCUUCUUUAGCCAGCUAACGAUAGCUAGCAUCGCUUGGCCAGCCAUCCGCUGGUCAAAAACGUUCGGAACGAGAGAUUCACUGCGGGAUUUGCUCUCAUAUUUGUGUGCCUGGUGGGCAUUCGUACCCCAGAUUCCUUUUUGCAACGAGCUGCUCCUGGAUGAAUGUGGGACAAAAUGGAGACCCCGACGAUUGUGUACGAUUUGGAUACCUCAGGGGGCUUAAUGGAGCAAAUCCAAACACUGCUGGCGCCCCCGAAGUCCGAGGAGGUGGAGAAGAGGAGUCGGAAGUUGGUGAGAGACGUCCGGAGGAGCGGCAGGGCCACCAACCACGACACCUGCGAUAGCUGCCGGGAGGGGGGAGACUUGCUUUGCUGUGACCACUGUCCUGCAGCCUUCCACCUCCAGUGCUGCAACCCACCUCUUAGUGAAGAAAUGCUUCCCCCAGGGGAAUGGAUGUGUCAUCGCUGCAACGUUCGAAAAAAGAAGCGAGAGCAGAAGUCAGAACAGACCAACGGCCUACCGGAGAGGUCUACCUCUAAGCGCUCUGGGUCCCCGGCGGUUGAGCUGGAGCUUAAUGCCGGCCCACUGCGGCUCGACGGUCUGCCUCCAGGAGCCGGAGCGGCGGGGCCAGGUCUACGAGUGGCCCAGGUGCGCCUCCUGGACCGCAGGACCAGCAGCAGGCCAAGCAGCCGGCCCGGGACGCCCACCUCCAACACUUCUUCCACCCCAACCCCCUCGGAGGAGCAGAAUGAUGGCGAGGAGGAGGCAGCGGAGCCUGAGGAUGAAGUUCAGGGUGCAGAGCUCGAGGGUGCUAUGCUAUCAGCUCCGACGCCACGCCUCCUCAAGAGGCCCUUUCAGCUGCUAAUAGCAGCGGCCAUGGAGAGGAACCCGACGCAGUUCCAGCUGCCCAGCGAGCUCACCUGUACCACUGCACUGCCAGGCAGCAGUAAACGGAGGAGAAAAGAGGAGCUACUAGGAAAACCAUUCAGGAGGCCUCAGCAUGAACUAGAUUCCAAUGGUCUGGUCCCUCUGCCAGUCAAAGUCUGCUUUUCAUGCAACAGGAGUUGCAGGUUGGCUCCACUGAUCCAGUGCGACUAUUGUCCCCUGCUGUUCCACAUGGACUGUCUGGACCCUCCACUCACAGCGUUACCGGCUGGAAAAUGGAUGUGUCCAAACCAUGUUGAGCACUUAGUGCUGAAUCAGAGGAGCCUGAGCCUGUCCAACCGCUGUCAGCUCUUUGACCAGUUCCAGGACAGGAUGUCCCAGCACGCCGUAAAGUUGGACUUCCUGCGAAGAGUCCAUCGGCAGAACGCACCCAACCGGCGCACCACCCACCAGCACAACAAGACGACCAUCAAGGUCCCAGAUGCCAUCAAGUCCCAGUACCAGAAUCCUCCCUCCAUGCUGCUUCCUGCAGGGGUGCGCCAGUUGGAGCUGGUUUGCAGCGGCGUUCCCGACCAUCAGCCCGCAAAGCACCUCACCACAGACGCCGAGCAGCAGGAGUGGCUUCAGGACGUCAUCGCCCUCCAGUGCAGCAUCAUGCGACACCUGUCCAUCAAGCAGAAGGCUUCAUCCACAGCGCCCCCUGUGUCAUCAGUAACGUCGCCAGCACAGUGGGUUUCUGAGCAGAAAGCAAGUACUAAAUCAUGUGUAACUCCAGAGGACGUGAAAACUCAGGCCUCUUUAGGAAGGACUUCUUCCCCUGACCCCUGCUCUAAACCCUGCAGUACACCUGGUGACCCCAAGGGGGCCUCUUUUUCAAAGGAAACCCCAGCAGAGCUGGGUGUUUGCAAAUGCAGCACGACACCGUGUCAGAACUGUAGGAAACCCAACGGACCUCUGGCAGAGGAGUGUCAGCCCCCCAAAGCCAACGGACCCGUAGACUGUAACAGUGCCUCAGACCCCUGCAGGCAGGCUGUGCUGCAGCACAGGCUAAAACACAGCACGGCCCCAGACUCGGCUCCCGCACCUGGGCUGGUAAACCACAUAGGAGCAGAAACGGUUAAAAAGGAGCCAGAGAGCACCGCAGAGGCCUGCGCUCAGAAAAACUGCCCCGCUGCCCCGACGAUAUGGCCCCACGGCGGCCAGCAGAACCACAGGAGCCAGACGGAGCUCCAGGAGGAGCGCAUGAGCAGCGACGAAAAACCCUCAAUCACCAGCCGCGCCCCCUCAGACACAGCACCUAAAGGCAACCAGGAACAUGGCUCGUCAUCACCGCCUCCAGGUUUCCCUUCAGCAGACAUAAAGGCUGGUCCUGGACUCAUGGACUCACUGCUGCCUAGCGCUCUCUCCUCCAUCGCUAACCUGUCCAGCUGCAUGAAAGAUGGAAAGGAUGAGGAUGGAGGGAUUGAACUGGACAAACUAGAUGCAGACAUGAUCAAGCUCCUCGCCUGGCAAAGGAUCCAGCAGCUAUUCCCCCCCAAAGCGCCCAGCACUCCGCCUCCCCUAGCUACCAGUGCUGCCCCUAAAACCCCUUCGCCCCGCCCCGACAGUCAGAAGAAGGUACAGGCCCGGGCCGUCUUCUACCCUCUGACAGGAAAAGGAGGAGCUGUUAGCAUGUGCUAUAGGACGUUAUACAUAGGAUCUGGUGCUGACAUGGACGUGUGCCUUACAAACUAUGGUCAUUGCAACUACAUAUCGGGGAAACACGCCUGUAUUUUCUAUGAUGAGAACACCAAGCAUUAUGAGCUGCUCAACUACAGCGAGCACGGCACCACAGUGGACAACGUCCUGUACUCGUGUGACUUCUCUGAGAAAGCCUCGCCGUCUCCACCCAGCGGCUUGGUGGCCAAAGUGCAGGGCAUCAUCCGCCGCAGUAAGAAGCGCGAGGACGACGAGGGUCCCAGCUCCGUGGUGGGCCUGUUGCCGGCUGGCGGUGUGAUGAGCAGCCAGCCCAAGGGCGGCUUGGAGCUGUCGUGCAGCUGCAAGGCGAGCAGCUCCAGCCUGAUCGGAGGCAGCGGGGCGGGCUGGGAGGGCACGGCCCUGCUCCACCACGGCAGCUACAUCAAACUGGGCUGCCUCCAGUUCGUCUUCAGCAUCACCGAGUUUGCCAGUAAGCAGCCCAAAGAAGAGCAGACGGCCAUGCCUGCCGCCAGCUGCAUUGGAGCCAGCAGCAGCAGCAGCAGCAACAGCGCAGCAAGCACCACUACCAGCACCGCCCCCACCACCACCACCACCUCCUCACCCCCCAAUACUGCCACAGUGAGCAGCCCCUCCAGCCAGGACGAGGCCGACACAGAGACUGUCCCCACCCACCAAGUGCCCAUACUGCACGCCAACUCUGUUCCAUAACCGGCACAGGAAGCCCCGCCCUCCCUCCUUUUGUUUUGCACCUUCCGAGUCACAAUGAAGGGAAAGCUGCACAGCUGGUUGGUCAACAGGGAAAAGUUUAUUUUUUCAUUUUAAUGGUUUAUAUCUUUGCAUGAACUUGAAGUAUUAUUGACAAUCUCUUCUGUUUUCGAAUGACUGACAGUAACCUUCUGUUCACUUCAGACCGAUUGAGCGACCAUUAUUUACCCACGCUCACUCUUUCUUUUGCCAGUAUAUUGGUUAUGUAUGGUGUAUCAUUAUUUUGUCAGUCGGCCCAUUUAGCACAAACCUUUUAUUUUGUAGUAUUGAAUUCCAUACAUUCUAAUUUCUUUUGCUGCUUUUGCACCACAGGUAGCUAUAUAUGUAUGAAAACAUACAUGCUUAUACACUAUGAUAUGUAUAUAUAAUGUAAAUAUAUAUAAUUCAGUGCCUCUCAAUUGGAGAAACAUUGGAUUUCAUGUAGAUUUACCAUUUUUUGGUUUUUAACUGUACAGUUCAUGGAAUUUGUGAUACUGUGUAGAGUACCAGAAGUUUUGUGAUAAAACAUGUUCUUAGUCUGUACUUUCCGCUGUAGUCCAUCUGUAAAUACCGUAUUGUUUUAGCACUCAUUUUAACAUCUUGUGCUGCUCUGUAUAUAAGCACUCUUUGUCUGUACCUGCUUGUCUGUUCAAACCUGUAAAUACAGAAAGAUUUUCUAA